Messenger RNA from Sorghum bicolor (sorghum), 1675 nucleotides. RefSeq names its product myb-related protein 1. The transcript has 7 exons. The record is from RefSeq and is a predicted model, not a curated record. Gene Ontology annotation, molecular function: DNA binding; DNA-binding transcription factor activity. Lineage: Eukaryota; Viridiplantae; Streptophyta; Magnoliopsida; Poales; Poaceae. Bases 236 to 1294 code for a protein of 352 amino acids.
AAGGUCUCGGCAAGAGGAGAGGAGAGGAGAGGGGAGGAGAGGACAGGACAGGAGGUAGGUAGUUUAGUUUGAGAAGCCAAAGGUUGUCUCACUCCCAGAAGACCACACAACAACUCUUUGGUUACUAGAAAUAGAGGCACUGAGGCUGAACACCGGUAAAGCUGCCAAGGAUCCCAGCAGUCAGGAAUGUGCAGCCUGCAAGCAGACAUUUCAGUACAUAACAGGAACUGAACAGAUGUAUCAUCAGCAACAGCUCCAUAACCAUAACCAGCACCUGUCCUCGAGGCCGGGCUUACCUCCUGAGAAGCAGUUCCUCCUGCAAGGAGGAGGAGAUGCAGGGCUGGUCCUCUCCACCGAUGCUAAGCCUCGGUUGAAAUGGACACCCGAGCUGCAUGAACGUUUUGUGGAGGCAGUACAUCAGCUAGGAGGGCCAGACAAAGCUACGCCGAAAACAAUCAUGAGGCUCAUGGGGAUCCCUGGACUCACCCUGUACCAUCUUAAGAGCCAUCUCCAGAAAUACAGACUCAGCAAGAAUCUCCAGGCCCAAGCUAAUGCUGUCAACGCAAAGAAUGCGUUAAGCUGCAGGACAGGAACAGACAACCCAUGCGAAGGGAGCGGAUCACCACCACCACACUUGAACCUAGAGCCCCAGAUAAACAGGUCAAUGCACAUAAGCGAAGCCCUCCAGAUGCAGAUCGAAGUUCAGAGACGGCUUCAUGAGCAGCUAGAGGUUCAGAGACACCUGCAGCUGCGGAUCGAAGCGCAGGGCAAGUACCUGCAGUCCGUGCUGGAGAAGGCGCAGGAGGCGCUGGCCAAGCAUAGCGGCGUCCACCUCGACGGCGGCGAGACGUCGACGCAGCAGCUGUCCGAGCUCAUCUCGAGAGCCACGGCGACGAGGCGCGCCCAUGUCCAGCAGGAUCACCAGCACCAGCACCAGCACCAGCACCAGCGCCACCUCGGCGGCGAUGGGUCGGUGGACAGCUGCCUGACCGCGUGCGAGGGAUCCCAGUGCCAGAGGGAGAGGGAGAGGGACCAGGACCUGCUGUCCAUCGGCCUCUCGUCCGCGACGCCUCCCACUCCCAGCAGGAGAGGCUACAACAACGACAGAUGCGGCGCCAUCUGCGAGGAGUUCCUGUUUCUUGACGAGCCCGGCAGGAGAGAACGAGGAGGAGGAGGAGGGUCCUCGGAUGAGCAUGGCCAGCAGGAGCUGGACCUCAGCAUCAACGGCAGGAGCAAUCCACCAAAGCCACGCGACAGCCAAAGGAUCGACCUGAACGGGUCCAGCUGGAAUUGAUUAUCGUCGUUCAGCAAGGAGUUUCAGAAAAGACAGGUCUUCUUCCUCGUAGCUUAGCUGCAGUACUGAAAAUGGCCAGGGGUCACAGAUGUGCUGUUCUGUGCACUUCCAUGCCUUGCAGCCGUUUGCAGUAACAGUAAGAUCUGGGGUACUAGCACCGACAGCCUGCGCGUUGUCGUCCAUGCAUCCGCCAUGGAUCCAUGGUGCAGCAAAUAACUAAGAAGUGACUGAUGAUGAUGAUGAUGAUGGAUUAUUGGCGGUGAAAUUUAGUUUAUAUGAGGGCAUGCGAGAAAGAGAACCCAGAUGUUCUCCUCUGCCGUCUGAUUAGUUAACUCUGUAGAUCUAUGUGUAUGAUAUAUGCUACGUAGUACAUUUUUUUUU